GUCAGCAAAUCAAAACGAGCGAACAGAAGUCUAAUUUGCAUACGCAAUCGAUAAAUAUAAAGGGCGAAGGGGGCAGUGGUCCCGCAUUGCGCGACUGCAAAGAAAUUACUCACAGCAGAGCGUGAACAAACCACCGAGACUCAAGAAUAUGCCAGAACUAGCGAAGUCUGCGCCCGCACCGAAAAAGGGGUCCAAAAAGGCAGCCACGAAAACCCAGAAGAAAGGGGAUAAGAGACGCAGAAAGACCAGGAAGGAGAGCUACGCCAUUUACGUGUACAAAGUGCUGAAGCAGGUCCACCCCGACACCGGCAUCUCUUCCAAGGCGAUGGGCAUCAUGAACUCUUUCGUGAACGAUAUUUUCGAGCGCAUCGCCGGCGAGGCGUCCCGCCUGGCUCACUACAACAAGCGCUCCACCGUCACCUCCCGGGAGAUCCAGACAGCCGUGCGCCUCCUGCUGCCCGGAGAGCUGGCCAAGCACGCUGUGUCCGAGGGCACCAAAGCCGUCACCAAAUACACCAGCUCCAAGUGAAAACCGGGAACCGCCGACGAACUGUAUGAACUUAGAAAAGCCUCUUCUAUAGGCGCCCAUUGCUUCAUAUGGAGUAGAAAAUCCAUACACUGCAUACGUUUUGUUUUGCUCUGUCAAGAAACCUGUUCUACAGCUGUUGUAGCGAAAUGAAUUACCUCAUAAAGAUAAAUAUUUCAAACGUC
Messenger RNA from Acipenser ruthenus (sterlet), 711 nucleotides. RefSeq names its product histone H2B 3. Gene Ontology annotation, molecular function: structural constituent of chromatin; DNA binding; protein heterodimerization activity. Bases 149 to 529 code for a protein of 126 amino acids. Gene Ontology annotation, cellular component: nucleosome. The record is from RefSeq and is a predicted model, not a curated record. The transcript has a single exon. NCBI's taxonomy places the organism in Eukaryota, Metazoa, Chordata, Actinopteri, Acipenseriformes, Acipenseridae.